Molecule: messenger RNA, 2071 nt
Organism: Pseudomassariella vexata
Lineage: Eukaryota; Fungi; Ascomycota; Sordariomycetes; Amphisphaeriales; Pseudomassariaceae
Product: PET112 family protein
Exons: 1
Coding region: 74-1945 (623 amino acids)
Biological process (GO): mitochondrial translation; glutaminyl-tRNAGln biosynthesis via transamidation
Molecular function (GO): glutaminyl-tRNA synthase (glutamine-hydrolyzing) activity
Source: RefSeq, a predicted model, not a curated record
CACCUGAAUUGCUUCUACACAUUUACACAUUUGUGGUGGUCUGCCCACGAAUACCCGACCACCCUGCCCUAACAUGGCUCGCAUAUCAACAAAGACGCUCAGCAGAUACCUUUUCCAAGGCCAAUUACCCAGAAGAGGGUGCCUGUCUCUUUGGCAAGCGCACAGCUCAAUCCGUCCCUGUCCUGUUGCUUCCAUACCAAGCGCUCGGAGCUUGCGACAGCUUCGUACCGACGCAAGUCUAACGCAGCGAGACCCCGCGCCGGUUCACGUUCCUCUGCGGAAACAGCUCAAAGAUGAGGCCAAGAAAGCAAAGGCAUCUGGCAAGAAGAAAACGAAGAAUGUAGAUAACCAGGUGGUCGACGGCUGGGAGUUGACGGUCGGCAUCGAGAUCCACGCCCAGCUCAACACGGCCAGGAAGCUCUUCUCGGCUGCUACCACCUCCUUCAACGACCAACCCAACUCCCAUGUCGCCUACUUUGAUCUGGCAACACCGGGAAGCCAGCCAAUAUUCCAGAAGGAAACGCUCAUCCCCGCCCUGCGCGCCGCCCUGGCCCUCAACUGUGAUAUCCAACCUGUGAGCAGGUUCGACCGAAAACACUACUUCCAUUGGGACCAGCCAUCGGGCUACCAAAUCACACAAUUCUACGAACCCUUCGCCCGCAAUGGACGCAUCAUGCUACAGCCGAGGGAUGGCAUUGCCGCUGAGGACGGCGACGGCAUCUCCAUCGGCAUCAAGCAGGUGCAGAUGGAGCAAGACACCGCAAAAACGAUGGCACAACCCGGUGACGUGCAGUGGGUAGACUUCAAUCGUACUGGUGUGCCCCUCAUAGAAAUCAUUACGUUACCCGAUAUUCACCACCCUGCUACGGCGGCUGCCUUCGUUCGGAAGGUCCAAAUCCUUCUGAAUGCCGUUGAUUCUUGUGUUUCCGGCAUGGAAGCUGGCGGCUUGCGAGCCGAUGUCAACGUGUCGGUGCGACGAAGCGAUGACCCGUCUGCCCCACUGGGCACACGCACCGAGAUCAAGAACUUGAGCAGCUUCAAGGCUGUCGAGGAUGCCAUCAUUGCCGAGCGCGAUCGCCAGAUCUCCAUUCUUGAGGCUGGCGGUAUCAUAGCGGGGGAAACCCGGGGGUGGUCCAUUGGCUCGACCGAGACGCGUCGAUUGCGUGGAAAGGAGGGCGAGGUGGACUAUCGCUACAUGCCCGAUCCAGACUUGUCUCCUGUUAUCAUUGGUGACGACCUUGUCAGCCACCUUCGCACGGCGAUGGGCCAGCUGCCUGACGCAGAAGUAGACGAGCUGAUUCAAGAAUUCGGAAUCACCUCCAAAGACGCACUAUCGCUUGUCGCUCUCGACGGCGGAAACCGGAUCGAGUACUUUUGGAAUGUUGUUGAUGCUCUUUCAGCUCGGCUUGGGUUCGAUUCUCCCGAAACUUUGGCUUGCUAUCAACUUGCCGCGAACUGGAUUCUGCAUGAGCUCGGCCGCUUGACUGCCAGUCACCAAACCGAUUCCGCUCAACCCCUCGAGUUCACACCAGAAGGUCAAUGCGAACGUGUGCCUGUCAAACACCUCGUCGACAUAGUUAUAUCCCUGCACCAGCGCAAGAUCACUGCCAAAGUCGCCAAGGAACUUCUGUGGGUCGUCUACCGGGGCACGAUUCCCCGGGAAUAUGCCAGUGUCAGAGAAGCAAUAGAGAAGGAAAACAUGUGGUUCCAGGAGCUGUCGGAGGCGGAGUACGAGGUGCUUGCCCGGUCGGCCGUCGAGGGUCAGGAUGAUGUCGUGGCUCAGUUCGUAGACUGCAAGCAGUAUCCCACGGGCAAGCUGAUGUUCUUGGUGGGACGCAUGAUGCGGCUGGGGCCGGAGGAGAAAAUCGACCCCAAGAAUGCCGAGAGCGUCAUGCGGAGGUUUCUUAAAACUUAUGUUGUCGAGCUGAAGAGUAAGCCGAGCUGAAGAGUAAGAAAUGAAGAGAUACCUAUGAUUUUGCCGAAGUCGGAAUUUCAAAAAUAGUACUUGUUUUCGCCUCCAACUUUGUUAAAUAAAGAAAUACAUAAUAGGUGAAUGCAAUUCUUCUCCGUC